Molecule: messenger RNA, 1913 nt
Organism: Lucilia sericata (common green bottle fly)
Lineage: Eukaryota; Metazoa; Arthropoda; Insecta; Diptera; Calliphoridae
Exons: 1
Source: RefSeq, a predicted model, not a curated record
UCUGAAGAAAAUGCGGCUUCAUUGAGAAAUUAUUUACAGCCCAGUUUAGGUUUACCGUGUGCAGUGGAUACGGAAAGUACACUUUCCAAUGUCACCUCUAUACAAUCCCAGUUACAAUCAUUAUAUGAAACAUGUCAUGAUCCUUUGAAAAUCUAUCAAAGUCUUCAACAACAACAACAACAGCAACCAACAACUCAAAUCCAUAGCAGUGAUAAAACAUCAUCUCAUUUACAAAAGGCAUUAGAUAAACAUACACAACUAUUACAGGAGCUAAAAUUUCAACAACAGCAUCAAUUUAAAACUAACCAAACAACAUCACAAACUAAUAAUCCUGCUACUUAUGUGCUGUCACCAGCAAAAGGUGCUGCUACCAGUACUGGAGGCACUGCAGCCGGUGGUGUGUCGGGUAAAACUGCUACCAUAUUGGUUUCAAAAUCAAAAACCAAAACUGGUUUACCUUUGCUACUCAAAAAUUCCAUUAAUAAUUAGGCUAGUAUAUGAAUAAUUCAUAUUUAAUUAUUUGUUACCUUCACUAUUUAUACACAAAAAUAUUAGAGCAGGUUUUUUGCAAAAUGUGAACAAAAAUUUAAUGUAACGAAACGAAUUGAAAACGAGCCCAGUGCAAGCCCACUUUUUUUCUUAGAAUAUCUCUUCGCACAUUAUAUUUUACACUUUACGUAUAAAUUUGUAUUUUUUAUAACGAUAUAUAUAUACUCGUAUAUUAUUUAUUGAAUUUAGAGUUUUAGUGCAAUAUUUUACUCAUUUUUAUUAUUUUAUUUUAAUUUUUUAGUUUUUAUGAUAUAAGAAAAAGUAUUUUCGAAAGUAUAUUUUUAAAUAUUUCAAUUGUUAUUGUAUUUGUUUGAUUUUCUAUUGAACAUCACAGUAUUUGCUUUUCUCAAAACAUUUAUUUUCGAAUAUCUCAUAACGAAUCUUUUAUAAAUUUAUUUCUAGAAUUUGUAUGUCUUUUUUAUACAUGUAUUAUGCUAUUAUAUGUUUUUCUAUAAAUUAUUUAAGUUAAUUUCAUUGUUUCUUAAUAAAGGAAACGAAUAAAUAAUUGACGAAAUAUAAUUAUUAAAAUAAAAAUUAUUUAGCAAAUAUUAAAACAAAAAUCAAAAAGGUAAAACAAUUAAUUGCUUUAGGCCUAGAAAUCUUUAGGUGUAAUGGGUUCUGUUUUUAGUUAAAAUUAAACAAAAGUAUUCUACAAAACCCCUCUGAGGACUUUUGUAAUUUCAGUAAAGUCAGUCAAAAUUUAAAAGAUUUCUCGAAAACAAAAAACAUACCAAACUAAAAAUUUCAUAAUCAUUUACAUAAAAAAACUUGAUAAAUGUUACGACGAAUGAAUUAAUAUAAAAUAAUAUAAAUAAACUAAAAUAAUAAUACAAAAAAGUAGUAAUAUUUAUACGAUAUAAGAAAUUAUAUGGUGAAAAAUACAGAUAAAAAAGAAACUCCUUAGUUUAAGCAAAAACUAGGAAAGACAGACAACAUACAGGCGUUUAAAUAUAACACAAAACUACAAUAUUAUUAAAUUAAAUACAGAAAAUAAUUUAUAAUUAAUAAAAACAAAGUAAAAAAAAUAUUUAUACUUGUAGUAAUCUAAAAAAGUAAAAAAUAAAAUAAAACUGUUAAGUUUUUAUUUAUACCUAAAGGAAACAAAACAUAAGGCUAACAACCAACAAAAAGAAAGAAAACUAACAGAAAAUUCAAAUUAAAAAACACAUAAUCCAUUUAAAAUAGAACAACAAUCCUCAAAAACUAACACAAUAUCCUUAUACUCCCCACUACAAACACAACAUCUUAACUUACAAUGGAUUCAUAGCUAAGCCCAGCUGGAAUUACAACAGUAAUACACACAAUUUACAUUUAUACUAUUUCUUUAAUACUUCUUUAAUUUAAUGUUUAAAUUUAUGUAAAGU